Molecule: messenger RNA, 3352 nt
Organism: Polyodon spathula (Mississippi paddlefish)
Lineage: Eukaryota; Metazoa; Chordata; Actinopteri; Acipenseriformes; Polyodontidae
Product: beclin 1-associated autophagy-related key regulator-like
Exons: 10
Coding region: 826-2334 (502 amino acids)
Biological process (GO): autophagosome assembly; cellular response to starvation; mitophagy
Cellular component (GO): phosphatidylinositol 3-kinase complex, class III; extrinsic component of omegasome membrane; autophagosome
Source: RefSeq, a predicted model, not a curated record
CAAUUAAGUCGUUAGGGUACAGUUGGAACAAAAACCAGGGCAGGAUUGGAGACCCCUGCUCAAAAGGGGUUAGGGUUAGAGUUUCAAGCUUGAUGCACAUGCAAGGCUGUAGCUUUCAUUUCUUAUCCAAUGGUGCCAUCGUGUGGCCAUUUGUAGAAUUGCUGUUUCAAGUAUCCUCAGUGGAACCGUUAAGUCUUGCGUCUUGAACAGUCUAUUCGAUACAACAAGCUCCAGACCAUACCCGACUCCUGAUUGGCGCAACUAGCGAAUGAAACUGAGAAACACAAUACCCACUUUGCAUAAACCCCACGGCUUUUCCCCGCACCGGUUUAUUUUAGAUGUAUUACAGUUUCAGUUUUGUGGUGAGCUAAUAUUUGAACGCAGGCAGUUUCGAAAUAACCAAAGAAAACAAAACAACGUUAUUAAUUGAAAUGAUCCCGGCAAUUAGUGCUUGGUUUUUGUUGUAGCGUUAAAUGGUCACGUGAUCAGGGUGCUGGAGGCGCUAGCCUCGUGGAGCGCGGCUUCAUCGUGACGCAAUUUGAAGCUGCGCACGCAUGUCUGGUUUACAAACAAACCCCCCUCACGUGACCGCGCUGACAAAAUCAAAUGCUUCUCCCCUGUCACAUGACGCAGAGCGCAGCCGCACAAGGAGCCGAGGCGUCCUGUUUGUUUUCUUUCUACGAGACUCUGAAAAAAAAAAAAAAAAUAACUGGUCAAGAAAAAUAAUCCAGAAAUCAUCGCCGAGUCAGUGACGCGACCGGGGGUUUGGAUCCCUCGUUAUUAACACAUGGAGAGGUGAGCCGGGCGGGCUGGAGAGGCGCUGCUAUGGCUUCCCCCGCGGGCAGCGGGAAGGGGGUACCGGGGGGACUGACCCGAGCCCGGCCCCCGCUGCACUCUGCAGCCGCAGCCGCCUCCCCGAGGGCUCUGGUGGCGGCGGAGUCGGUGGACGAUGCGGAGGGGCUGUACGUAGCUGUGGAGCGGUGUCCCCUCUGCAACACAGCCCGCCGAAGACUCACCUGCGCCCGCUGCAUUCAGGCCGGGGACUUCGUGUACUUUGACGGGAGGGACCCCGAGAGGUAUGUGGAUAAAAUCGAGAGGCUGAAGCUGCUGAAGAUGGAGAAGGAAGAGCUGCAGCAAAGAGUUAUAAAAGCGAUGGAUGGGAAGUUUAAAGUUGACCAAUUGAAGUGGAAGAUCAUGUCCUGUAGAAUGAGGAGUGAGCAGCUGAGAGAGGCCAUUUGCUGUGGAAAUGAAGAAGCGAAAUGCAACAGGGAGCUGCUCUCCCGCUGUCAGGACGAUGCCCAGCGGUUGGCUCGGCGCGCUCAGCGGCACCAGGAGAAGAAGGAGAAGAUCGAGCGGCACAACCGGCGACUGGGUGAGCUGGUGGAGAAGCGCGGGCGCGAGGUGCAGGCCCGCCUGGCGCAACUAGCAACGGUGCGGUGCGAACACACCCUGGAGCUCACCGCACACAUCUUCAACAUCCAGGAGGACAAGCAGGGCACCAGGGACCCUGCGGACCUGGCUGCGGAGAGUGACCUGGCGCUGACCUCCAGCACAGUCAGCGAGCUCGCCGAGGCGCGGCGCACCACGUACCUGUCCGGCCGCUGGAUCUGGGAUGACCAGAACGGAGAGACCAGCAUCAGCAUCACCGGGCCUGAGACCUCCCUGCCCAGCAACGGGGACUACUCUGCAUACUACACCUGGGUGAAGGAGAAGAGGAGCAGCCAGGGGCCAGAAAUGGAUUUCAUCAACCCCGCUCACACCAUCAGCGCUGCCCUGUGCUACGCAACUCAGCUCGUCAACAUCCUGUCACACAUACUGGAUGUCAACCUGCCCAAGAAGCUGUGCAACAGUGAGUUCUGUGGGGAGAAUCUGAGCCGAUACAGGUUUACCCGGUCAGUCAGCAAGCUCAACACCAACAUACUGCAUCUCUGCUUCUCCCAGCAUGUGGACCCAGAGCUGCUUCACCCUCUGCACACGCUGCGGAACAUCAUGUUCCUGGUGAGCCCUGACAACAAGAGCCUGGGCAGGACCGGCCCCUUUGAUAUCAGCACGGACCUGGAGGACUCGAUGGAGCUGGUGGAGCCGGAGGCCGUGGGGCCGGCGGAGGAGAGCGGGGAGGAGAUGGUGACAGAUGAGGAGACAGACCUGGGGACGGACUGGGAGACAGUACCCAGCCCACGCUUCUGUGACAUCCCCUCGCAACCCAUGGAGCUGUCCCAGAGCAUGGCCAUGCAGGCCUCCCAGCCCAUUGGCAGCAGCUCCACCGGGGGCAUGAUCUCCUCUGCAGCUGCCUCAGUCACCUCCUGGUUCAAGGCAUACACGGGCCAGCGCUGACAUCACAGCAACACAAUAUCAGAGACAAGUGCCAGCACUGACAUCACAAUGACACUGCUGCACUAGGAUCAGCAACAUGGGGUAGAGGUGACAUCACAGCCACACUGCAGCAGUCAGUGCAACACUAUGGGGUUCAGGACCUGGUCACUCCUCUCCCUGGUUACAUGCACUUCUCCACUCAGUCACAGGACCUUUUGUUUUUUGUAAUCUUUUAUGGCAACAUUGAGCAAUAACUGUACUGUAGCUACAGACUAUUUAAAGUUUUCAAGGGUGCUGUCUCUUAUUUUAUUAUGUGCACGACUGGGAAAACAAUGCAAUACUGAAGAGUGGAAACAAAACGCACUAUAACAGAACAGUGCUACUGCCACUCCCACAUCAGAGCUGAACUGCAGUGCUCCUAAACGGGCGUUUCUGAACCCUGGAACUGUUCAUUCCAGCUUCCCUGCAGCAGGACUCGUCUCGUUCUGCUCCUGAGAGUGCUCGCCAGUCCCUUUAAAAAAUCCCUGUCGCUAAUGCAAAUCAACUUUAAACUGUCCAGUACAGUGGUGUUGAAGACUGAUAACAUUUUAUUAUCAUUGUUGUUCUGGUUGUUGUAAAUGGUCUGGCGUCACGUGUAUGGGGACAGUGGACCUACAUAUAAGAACUGAGCUGAGUGGGUAGGGCAUUGCCUCAUAGUGGAGGGAGUGAACCCAAGCAUGCCUGCUUUUAGAACACUGUUAAACCUACACUGAAACCAAACUAUGUAUGACGCUGUUGCAUCUGCAACAAAGGAGCUGCAUGUUGACCACAGCUAGUGGUAUGACAAGAUUGGGACUUUUCUUGUUACUAAAGCUAUUAAUACACAAAUCUAUUUUUAGUAGUGCCUAGGUACUUGAGGUCUGUGUGGUGUAACUUCCUUUGCACAUGUGUGAACACAGGGGUAGGGAUGUGCCAGUUCUCUAGAGAGCUCCUUCGGGUUGUGCAGUUUGAGCUCACUGCCAAUUAAUAAAAAGUGAAACAGCUGUUAACAGCAAAAAGA